Molecule: messenger RNA, 3770 nt
Organism: Tyto alba (common barn owl)
Lineage: Eukaryota; Metazoa; Chordata; Aves; Strigiformes; Tytonidae
Gene: FECH
Product: ferrochelatase
Exons: 11
Coding region: 26-1267 (413 amino acids)
Biological process (GO): heme biosynthetic process
Molecular function (GO): protoporphyrin ferrochelatase activity
Source: RefSeq, a predicted model, not a curated record
GGCGGCCCCGGGCCCGUCUGAGGGAAUGCAGGCGGCCGCCGCCAAGAUGGCCGCUGCCGCCGGGCGGGCGGCGCGUUGCCUUGUGAAGAGCAGCAAUCAGCUGAGGGUCCCGGUACGAUGGAGUGGCCAGGCAACUGCAGCCGCAGUGACAGAGAGCACAAAGCCCCAGAUCCAGCCGCAAGCGCGGAAACCUAAAACAGGAAUCUUGAUGUUAAACAUGGGAGGUCCAGAGCGGCUGGAUGAUGUGCAUGAUUUCUUACUGCGUCUCUUCCUGGACAGAGAUCUAAUGACGCUUCCAGCUCAAAAUAAAUUAGCACCGUUCAUUGCCAAACGCCGCACACCGAAAAUCCAGGAGCAGUACAGCAGGAUUGGAGGUGGAUCACCGAUCAAGAAGUGGACGGCGGUGCAGGGAGAAGGCAUGGUGAAACUGCUGGACAGCAUGUCUCCUCGCACCGCGCCUCACAAAUACUACAUCGGCUUCCGGUACGUCCAUCCUCUGACGGAAGAAGCAAUCGAAGAGAUGGAGAAAGACGGCAUCGACAGGGCCAUCGCUUUCACGCAGUACCCCCAGUACAGUUGCUCCACCACAGGAAGCAGUUUAAAUGCCAUCUAUCGCUACUAUAAUAAAAAAGGGGAGAAGCCGAAGAUGAAGUGGAGUAUAAUUGACCGAUGGCCCACACAUCCCCUUCUUAUUCAGUGCUUCACGGAUCACAUACAGAAGGAGCUGAACCUCUUUCCACCCGACAAAAGGAAAGAUGUUGUCAUCCUCUUCUCGGCUCACUCGCUGCCCAUGUCUGUCGUGAACCGUGGUGAUCCGUAUCCUCAGGAAGUGGGAGCUACUGUCCAGAGAGUCAUGGAGAAGCUGAACUACUCCAACCCUUACCGGCUGGUGUGGCAGUCCAAGGUUGGGCCAAUGCCUUGGCUUGGUCCACAGACAGAUGAGACCAUUAAAGGACUGUGCCAAAGAGGAAAGAAGAACAUGCUGUUGGUGCCAAUAGCGUUUACAAGCGACCACAUUGAAACACUGUAUGAACUGGAUAUUGAGUAUGCCCAAAUUUUAGCAAACGAGUGUGGAGUGGAAAAUAUCAGAAGAGCAGAGUCUCUUAACGGAAACCCGCUGUUCUCCAAGGCCCUGGCAGACUUGGUCUGUUCGCACAUCCAGUCCAAGGAGAUCUGCUCGAGGCAGUUAACCCUCUGCUGCCCGCUCUGUGCAAACCCGGUGUGCAGGCAGACGAAAGCCUUCUUCAGCGAGCAGGCGCCGCUGUGACGGCGGCAGCGGGCUGGGGGCCGCCCGGCCAGGCUCCCCCCGCCGGCCCCCUCCUCCCAGGCCGGCGCUCCCAGCGCCGCCUUCGCCCCCCAACAACUGCCAGGGGAGCCGCGGCGCUCCCUUUUCGAUUUUGGUUUCUUUCUUUGAGAAGUAGGGAAAUAAGGGCAUUUACCCGGGGAGAUGUGAAGAGAUCUCUUUUCAUCCCAUUCUGAUGGGAUUUAGCGGGAGCCCGUAAGUAUGCACUGAAAAACUUACAAAAACUCUUCUACCAGUUAGCUUCUAUCUCCUCUGCAGGGAUUUUAUUUGUAUGCAGUUUUCUCGUGAGUGCAUUAAUUUCAGCUUUCCAGGUCAUGCCUACAAUGACUUGUUUUGUUUCUGCUUGAGGCACAGCAUAACCGGCACAGUCACCGAUUGUCUCUUCGGAGAGUGAUUUUUGAGAUGGGUUUGAAGACCAAGUGAUUUCUAAUGCUUUUUAAAUAACGUGGGGUUUAGAACAUAAAGUUAAGGCUUUGUUUUGGUUUGGGGUUUUUUGUUUGUUUGGUUUUUUUUUUUUUUUUCUCCUGCCAGAAACUUCUGGCGAAAGCUUAGGUGGGAUAGUAGAACGCACAAGAUUUGUUUACAUUUUCUAGAAGAAACACUCUUCUCUGCAGGAAAGCCUCUGCACUUGAAGAGCAUAAAAUGAAUAAGCCUGCUUGGGCCAUGCUGAAGAACAUGCUCAACUGAAACAAACUGCGUGUGUUUCAAAUCUAGCAGCUGUCAGCAGCAUGUGUGGAAAAUGUUGGCUUAUCUUUCAGGCAAAAUGGCUUUUUAAAGUUAUUCUUAAAAAGGGCUUUCUCUGGUUAAGUAAACUUAGGGAGUCAGGCUUGCUCUCCAGCAGGUUUAUAGAUCGCCUCUGUGCUUUCUACUGUGCCACAGCGCUGUGGUUUUUGUGGGAUACCUGUGGGGUUCCAUAGGUAUAACUGAUCUACCUUAAUUGAGGUUGUUGUUUAAAACUGAGGUGGUAAGUCAGGGGCGAUUCCCAUUGCAGCCCUGCAGGCUGGCAGCCGUGUGCUUGCGCACACCUUUCUCGAAAGCCGCACUUUGUCUGGCACUGACGGUGAGCCAGGAGCACGCCCUGGGAGCCCAGCCAGGCGUGUUGCUUGUUUUGGCAGGCGCUGGGGUGCACCGGGACCGCUGAAGCCACCCCCCCCCCCCCCCCAGGGUUGUGGUAGUUUUGAAGAGCGAAAAACCUUCUCGGGUUCCUCACAGUCAGCACCGGUGUCUGGGUCAGUCCUGGGGGUAGGAGGGGGCUUUCCCGCAGGGCUGGCCACCACGCAGCACGCCCGGGCUCGGCGCCUGGAGCCGCUCAGGGGUCAGCGGCCCUGCGGCCCAGGGCCCCCUGCUCCGGGGUGGGCCGAGGGGGGAGCAGAGCUGUGCCGGCGUUCUGUGGGGCUGAGCCAUACACCUGUCACUCUCGCUGCCAACUUCAUGGCUCUGAGUGCUCACCCUGGGUAACCAGCACUGCGCCGCCAGUACUUCGGCGGCGCAGGUGGUUUUCUGUACGUUGAUGAUUCAGCUAAUUGUCAUGUUUGGGAAGCAGGUGCCGUGCUGCUCGGCCGUGCUUGCUCACGCAGUUGGGAGGCACGAACCUCCGGUCUUUUCAAGGACAGGGUUGCUUAAAAAGAAAAUAAGCCCCUGUGGGCAAAACAGGGGUUUACCUCGUUCUGUUUUGUGUGGCGAGACUCGAACGCGGGGUACUAAAGGCCCGAGUGGGUGCUGUGCCGAGCAGCCGGUGGGCCACGUUGCGCCGCGGGGCGAUGCGAAUCCUCCCGCAGAGCCGCGCUGGGGCCCGGCGGGUGGGCUCCCCCCCCUGCGGCGGCUGCCGGGGGGGCAGGCGGGAGCCCUGCGGUGCCCCGACCGCCGGCGGGGCGUUAGUCUGCCCUGACCCCUGGUGCCGUGCCCGUUGCGCGGGGGCCGGCAGCCGGGGCCUCGCUCCUCCCGCCCUUGCGCCGCGCCGGGGCGCUGAGCGCUGCCUUGGCGGGAGAAGGGAGCGCAAAGCUGAUGCCUGCCCUUGCUCGGGUGGAGGAGGUAGGGCUUUCGCACGGCUGAAAUUGUCGAGGAAAAGCUUUGAAUCCGUGUCAAAAGCAUAAAAAUGUCUGCGGUAUGCCCGGGAAGGGAACGCUGGCCUUACGUCUCUCGUUGGACAAAGAACUUUCUCCGUUCCCGUUCCUCUGCUUGACACUUGGGGGUCAGUGGAAGACAAUCCGGUCUGUAAGAUCUUCCAACGUAUGCCUCUUUCCCAGCAGCUGGAGGGUAUGCUGACCUCCCGAUCCAGAUUGUGACCGGCACAUUUAAAAGUGUGGCUGAAGCCAGAAAGUGAAGAUUAACUUCUAAUGAACAUCACGAGACUAUAAAUACAGGUUGGCUUCUUAUUUCUGCCCUGGAGAGAGUACUGAGAAUAUUAGCUGGUGCUAAUUUUGAGGCAUUGUGUUUGUCCCCAGUAAUAAAAGGUAUUUAAAAUUCA